Molecule: messenger RNA, 832 nt
Organism: Macroventuria anomochaeta
Lineage: Eukaryota; Fungi; Ascomycota; Dothideomycetes; Pleosporales; Didymellaceae
Exons: 1
Coding region: 187-708 (173 amino acids)
Source: RefSeq, a predicted model, not a curated record
UGCGCUAGCUCUAAUAGGCAAAGCUAACUCCGUGCCCCUGCAGUUGUGCUUGAAGCUGAGAAGUGGGACUUAACCUCAGGAAUCGCUCACAUUGCCUGUUCUGGCGUGCCUUUCUCCGGUUCGAUUUUUGCAUCUUCAACUUCACAUCGCCUUCGCACGCUGGUUGCCAGCUCUUCACAGUUCCAAAUGGCAACUCCGGACCUGUAUGAAAUCCUUGCGAAUCUUGACUUUCUGGUUCUUGGCCCCAAGACUCGGUCAUUGCAGGAUAAAGACUUCGGCGAAUAUGAAAAUAAGAUUCUUAUCCAGAUAGCGGAGGGCUUGCACAAUCAGUUUACGGUCGAUGAAGUAAGGGAGCAGCUUUGGGAGGCAUUUCGAUUCAGAGAAAGCUUUCCCGAGUACGCUUUUGAUCUACUGUUUCUCCACGGCAGCUCCGAGUUCGACCUCAACCGUGAAGAGCGAGAACACAUUGCAACACAUCUGGACACGAUUCGGCUACGCAAAGCAUGCGCACAAACAUUGCGGAACGAUACUCUACGGUCAAGGUCCAUUGCCCUCGCCCCCGUGCAGAAACAGGAAGCACGCUCCACCGCUGUAUGCGCCAGACUACUAUCAAGCUCCCACAAGACUCGUAAUAAGCCCGUUGGAAGAUGUGCAGUCUCGAAGUCAAGCAAAUCACCCAAGGUGGGAGCAUUGUAUAAGUUCAUCUAAGGGCCAUUGUUGACCUGGACAGCGACGCCGUACAACUACAAAAGAUCAGACAACGCAAACUGAUAUUAUCGCACCAAGCAUCGAGGUCGACGAGACUCCAUGUGAUUCUCCAGUUUCAGCAGCU